AUGUCGGACAUGGAGGAUGAGAUGGACGUGGAUGCGCCUGCCGUAGACCAGUCCAUCAGCUUUGGCGGAGACGCCAAGAAGGGCAAGCGCAGCGCUGCCAAUCUGCCUGUAGAGGCCCAGGACUCGCUGCCAUGGGUAGAGAAGUACAGGCCGUCCUCGCUCGACGAUGUCGAGGGCCACAAAGACAUCAUAGCAACCAUCAACAAGUUUGUCGACUCCAAUCGACUGCCGCAUCUCCUCCUCUAUGGCCCUCCCGGAACCGGAAAGACGUCGACGGUCCUGGCGCUCGCGCGGCGCAUAUACGGCAGCAAAAACAUGCGGCAGAUGGUCUUGGAGCUCAACGCAUCAGACGACCGAGGCAUCGACGUGGUCAGAGAGCAGAUCAAGACGUUCAGCAGCACCAAGCAGAUCUUCUCGGCCGCGCCCAAAGCUGGCGACUCGGCGCUCGCCACGUUCAAACUCAUUGUGCUCGACGAAGCCGACGCCAUGACUUCGACGGCCCAGAUGGCGCUGAGACGCAUCAUGGAAAAGUACACGGCAAACACACGCUUCUGCAUCAUUGCAAACUACACACACAAGCUCUCGCCCGCCCUUCUCUCGCGUUGCACGAGGUUUCGGUUUUCGCCCCUCAAGGACCACGACAUCAGACAUCUAGUCGACAAGGUGAUUGACGAGGAGAAGGUCAACAUCACGCACGAGGCCACGGAUUCGCUCGUCACGCUCAGCAAAGGAGACAUGCGGCGAGCACUGAACGUCCUCCAGGCCUGCCACGCCUCCAGCACACCACUGCAGCCACCAGGCAAGCCCGCAGUAGACGCUGCUUCGAUUGUGCGUGACCAAAUCACGCAGACGACCAUCUACGACUGCAUAGCAGCCCCGCACCCCUCGGACAUCAAGUACAUGAUCGACACGCUGCUGUCCAAGAACGACAUGACGGAAUGUCUGCGCACCAUCAACAAUCUGAAGACACUCAAGGGCCUGGCGCUUGCAGACAUGCUGACAGCUAUCAGUGAAGAGCUCGUGACGAACCAUGUGCCACCCCAAGUCAUGGUGACUUGGAUGUCGGGCCUGGCAGAUAUCGAGUAUAGGUUAAGCGGAGGCGGCAGCGAGGCGAUCCAGACGGGUGCAGCAAUCGGUGUGGUGCGGACGGGGGUAGAGCUUCUGGAGAAGGGCAAGCAGUGACGGCUGCAAGCGCAGUGCGAUGCUUGUCGCUACACUCAGCAAGAGCGAUGCCACCUGCAAGAUGAUGGCCUCCAAUUGUCGCGGUGGCAGCGCGGCCAAGGCAAUGGCCGUCGCGGGUUGGGGACAUGCAUCUGCAGCGGUGAACGGACCACGGCGUGGUGGGGCAACCGUAUCAAAACACAGAGUCUCCCCGGGCUGAUAGGACAGGAGCCGCGUUCGGCGCUAACCACGCUAGUCAGCUGCACGCGACCCUAACGCGCCUUCGGACUGACGUACCGUCGAUGUACAUACUCCAAACAACACCACAUCAACAAACCACAGCGUUGCA
Messenger RNA from Exserohilum turcica Et28A, 1510 nucleotides. RefSeq lists its product as uncharacterized. Gene Ontology annotation, biological process: DNA repair; DNA-templated DNA replication. The transcript has 3 exons. NCBI's taxonomy places the organism in Eukaryota, Fungi, Ascomycota, Dothideomycetes, Pleosporales, Pleosporaceae. Bases 1 to 1182 code for a protein of 393 amino acids. Gene Ontology annotation, cellular component: DNA replication factor C complex; Ctf18 RFC-like complex; nucleus. The record is from RefSeq and is a predicted model, not a curated record. Gene Ontology annotation, molecular function: ATP binding; DNA binding; ATP hydrolysis activity.